Carassius auratus (goldfish) is the source of this 6231-nucleotide messenger RNA. RefSeq names its product ankyrin repeat and IBR domain-containing protein 1-like. Bases 316 to 3576 code for a protein of 1086 amino acids. Gene Ontology annotation, biological process: protein ubiquitination. Gene Ontology annotation, molecular function: protein binding; zinc ion binding; ubiquitin-protein transferase activity. The transcript is spliced from 21 exons. Lineage: Eukaryota; Metazoa; Chordata; Actinopteri; Cypriniformes; Cyprinidae. The record is from RefSeq and is a predicted model, not a curated record.
CCGCGAAGCAGACGCAGAUUAUUGUCCUAUGAAAUGAGAGCAUGACCAGCAAACACAGCCACGAGCACCAACCCUAUGAUUAUAUAGUUCUUUAAUGUUUCUUUUUACAUAAUAUCUGACAUGAUCGAAGGUCUUCUGUCCGAGAACAAUGUUGAUAUAAGCUUUUGGUCGUUUGAUGUGUCGACGCUCAGUGGAUACGUCCAAAUCAGAGAUGAGGAUACAGUUCAUGUGGUAUGCGUCCCAUCCUCUCUCAUGCUGGCUGAGUGCUGAAAACUGAAUGUGGGCCGCUCUGCGGCUCCCACUACAGCUCCUGCCAUGGGGAAUACCGCCACCAAGUUUCGUAAAGCACUUAUCAGUGGAGACGAAGGCCUGGCCUGCCAGCUCUAUGAGAACAACCCUCAAUUUAAAGAGGCUCUGGAGCCCAACACAUCUUAUGGGGAGCCAUAUCAACACAACACACCCCUGCACUACGCCUCACGCCAUGCCAUGACUCGCCUCAUCAGGUCUUUCCUUUUCUCCAAAGAUGGCAACCCCAACAAGUGCAACGUUCACAAUGAGACUGCGUUGCACCUGCUUUGCAUGGGCCCCCAGAUCCUGCUGGGUGAGGGGGCACUGCAGCCCCGGAUCAGCCGACCCCAGGAGGAUGAACAGAAGCGGGCUGAGUGCCUCCAGAUGAUCCUUCUGUGGACCGGAGCCAAGCUGGACCAGGGCGAGUAUGAGAGAGCCAACGUCAAUGCCACAGACAACAAAAAGAGCACCUGCCUGCACUACGCGGCAGCGGCUGGCAUGAAGAACUGUGUCGAGUUGUUAGUAAAGAACAAUGCAGAUUUAUUCGUGGAGAACGAGGACCGGGAGACGCCGUGUGACUGUGCGGAGAAACAGCAUCACAAGGAACUGGCGCUCAGUCUGGAGUCUCAGAUGGUUUUUUCUCAGGAUGCCGGAGCUCAGGAGAUAGAAGCAGAGUAUGCCGCCCUUGACCGGCGAGAGCCAUAUGAGGGAUUGAAACUGCAAGACCUGCGUCGGUUGAAAGACAUGUUGAUAGUGGAGACGGCGGACAUGCUGCAGGCUCCUCUCUUCACGGCCGAGGCCCUGCUGCGAGCUCACGACUGGGACAGGGAAAAACUUCUAGAGGACUGGAUGUCUAAUGCGGAGGACUGCUGCCAGCGCUCAGGUGUUCAGAUGCCAACUCCCCCACCGAGUGGCUACAAUGCUUGGGACACUCUGCCUUCACCUAGAACUCCCAGAACAACUCGCUCCUCUGUCACCUCCCCUGAUGAGAUCAGCCUGUCUCCUACUGAUGGCCUUGCCCUGUGUGGGAUUUGCAUGUGCACCAUAUCGGUGUUUGAGGACCCUGUUGAUAUGUCGUGUGGGCACGAGUUCUGCAGGGCAUGCUGGGAAGGGUUUUUGAAUCUGAAGAUCCAAGAUGGGGAAGCACAUAACAUCUUUUGCCCUGCUUAUGAAUGCUUCCAGCUGGUUCCUGUGGAGGUCAUUGAAAGCGUUGUCUCCAGAGAGAUGGAUAAGCGCUACCUGCAGUUUGAUAUUAAGGCUUUCGUGGAUAAUAAUCCUGCCAUUCGCUGGUGCCCUGUAGCCAGAUGUGAAAGAGCCGUACGACUGUCUAGGCCAGGCCCUGGAGCCUCUGACUCUCUGAGCUUCCCGUUGCUCAAAGCCCCUGCUGUAGACUGUGGCAAAGGCCAUCUCUUCUGCUGGGAGUGUCUUGGCGAUGCUCAUGAACCCUGUGAGUGUGAGACAUGGAAGAUGUGGCUGCAGAAAGUGUCUGAAAUGAAGCCUGAAGAAUUGGCUGGUGUGAGUGUAGCCUAUGAAGAUGCUGCCAACUGCUUGUGGCUACUCACCAACUCUAAACCUUGUGCCAACUGCAAAUCCCCCAUCCAGAAAAAUGAAGGCUGUAAUCACAUGCAGUGCGCGAAGUGCAAGUAUGAUUUCUGCUGGAUUUGUCUUGAGGAAUGGAAGAAGCACAGCUCCUCUACUGGAGGAUACUAUCGCUGCACGCGCUAUGAGGUCAUCCAACAGGUGGAGGAACAGUCCAAGGAGAUGACUGUGGAGGCAGAAAAAAAGCACAAGAGUUUUCAGGAACUUGACUGUUUUAUGCAUUAUUACACACGAUACAAGAAUCACGAACACAGUUACCAGUUAGAAGAACGACUCUUGAAAACAGCCAAAGAAAAGAUGGAACAACUGAGCAAAGCUUUCAUUGGAAGGGAAGGAGCCCCACCUGACACCACCUUCAUUGAGGAUGGUGUGCAUGAACUUCUCAAGACCCGACGCAUCCUUAAGUGCUCUUAUCCAUAUAGUUUCUUCUUGGAGCCCAAAAGCACAAAGAAAGAAAUAUUUGAACUUAUGCAGACUGAUUUAGAGAUGGUCACCGAAGACCUUGCUCAGAAGGUGAACAGGCCUUACCUCCGCACCCCUCGCCAUAAGAUCAUCAGUGCCACGUAUCUGGUGCAGCAGAAGAGACGGGAGUUCUUGGCCUCUGUGGCUCGAGGUGUUGCUCCAAACGAUUCUCCCGAGGCUCUCCGCCGCAGUUUUGCUGGUGGCACUUGGGACUGGGAGUAUCUGGGAUUUGCCUCUCCUGAGAUGGUGAGGAAUCACCCAGUACGGGGGUCAAAUGCACAGCGUGAGAGCAAUUACAAUCCAGGAGGCCAGCCGCAGGAAUACUCCGAGUUCCAGUACAGACGGAGACACCGGCAGCGGCGUAGAGGAGACCUACUCCGACUGCACAGCCUCCGCAGUAACACCCCUGAACCACAUGACUCUAGUGACAACACUUCAGAAACACAUGAGGGAGGCAUUACACAAAGACAUGGGAUCUCCACGGCACUUGGGUCUCUGGAUGAGGAUGACCCCAAUAUUUUGUUGGCUAUUCAGCUGUCCCUACAGGAGUCCAGGCUGGCCUUGGACCCCGAGCCUCAGGAUCUGCUCAGUAAUGAUUCUUCUGUAGGUGCCAGUGGUUCCUCUCUGCCCUCUAGACUGGAUUCUGCCCCCCAUACUGGGGAUCACCCCCGAGCUUCCAUGAGCAGCUCUGAGCUUCUAGAGCUGGGAGACAGCCUUAUGAGACUGGGCAACAUUACCAGCCACUAUACACCCUUUAACAUGAAUUCCUACCCCGAUGCCUUGGGUAACGCCUUCACCCCUAGUGACCCAGACUGCCUGGACCCUUCCACCAAUGCCAACCUGCUUGGCAACAUUAUGGCCUGGUUCCAUGACAUGAAUCCACAGAGCAUUGCACUGAUUCCCUCAGCCACCUCAGAUGCCAGUCCUGAGCCUCCCAUUUUUGGAGAGGGACAACCUGCCAAAGCCCAGGAUGAGGAGAAUGAGAUGGGGAGUCCUGAGCAGGGUUCCCUAUCGCUACUGAAAGAGAGGAGUGCAGACAUGAUGGCAUCGCAACUUUUGGAGCUGGAAUGUGUUGAUGCACAGCCUCCUAAAGCAGAGCCAGACUUGGAGGGUAUGGGCAGCAGUGUAGAUCUCACUAACACGGUUCGUCCUGAGAGCAGUACUGAUCAGGAUACGCAGGUAACUGACCUCUCUUUAGAGUGGGAGGAAGAAGUGCACCUCGUGUGAGGAAAAAGUCCAAUUAUUGUUUACCAACUGAGUGCUCUUAUUGUGCCAAAACACUAAAUAAAAUUAAAAACUGCACGUUCAGAAAUGGAGAAGAGUGAAAAAGGUGCAGUGGGGUCAGAUGGGUCUCGUCUCGGUUGUGUGUUGCACAGCGUCUGGUGGAAGAAACAAGAAAACGUGGUCAGAUUUAAGUUGAUGAGAGUAGAGUGCGUCUCGUUCACUAACUGUAUUUUGUGUGUGUAUGAAUGUUUUUGAACGGAAAUCCAAAUUCAUUCAUAUCUUAGCACUUGGAUUUUCUUUUUCUACAUUUUAGCAUAACAUUUAGAAACAACUAAGAAUCAGUCCUGGUGGCCUUAGAAACACAAAAUGGUUUAAGCCGAAAGGUUUUACAUGUAAUUGGACAUUUGAACAACUAAGAGACCCCAAAAAUUUAGCAUUAAAAAAUGAAAAGCAUUAAAGAUCUGGAAUCGGUUCUACAUAAAAAUGUUGUGAUUUUAUAUUUAAAAAGCCAUUGAAUGGUGAAGGUUAGGAUGGUAAUUGCUCAUUUUAGCUUAUGUCGAAUAAUCUGGAUUUAUUAACAUUAGAAAGACGGUGAGAUCAAAUUUAUGUGCAUACCUGUUGUGAGUAAUCAGGUGGAAAUCUUGUGUAACAACCUUUUUUUGUGCACAUGAGAACACUGUUAUGAGUGACUGUGGUGAUGUAUUAAAGUCACAAUGAAAUGGAAGUAGCGACAGGUGUUUUCUUCCAUAUCGCGGUGUCCAUCUGAAAGAAAAACAAAAUAUUAGGUUGGGCCUUGGUUAUAGCCAUUGUUGUGUUGAUCGGAUGGAAGCACUUCUGAAUAUGAGCUUGCAAUCGAUUGCAAGCGUGCUAAAUGAUUGGAGAAAUAAACAUAAUUCAUCAUAGAGAAGUCUGUCAUUUCCACUGGAAGAUCCAGUUACGAGAUGUCGAUUACGAUUUCCAAGGUGUUUGUUUCAAACCAUUCGAUGCCACUUUGGCCAUCUCUAGAAAUCUUGCUGCGGGUGGGUGCCAUAAGAGAAAGCUCCAUCUGUAUAAGAUUGGAAAUUAAUUCUUUCUUUUAAGUUCAAAUGAACAGAAAUUAAAUGGAUGAAUAUUUGACUUGACCGUUAUAUUUUUCUGAAAAGAAAAAGAAUGUUUAUGUUCAGGAGAAGAUACAUGAAACCAUCAACGUUUCUUGGCUCUUGCAGUUAUUGUGAAAAAUUGUGAGAUAAGAUUCAAGAUAAAAACCAUGCCUUUCAUGAGUUCUUUGCCUUAUUUUGCUUUUUAGUUUUGCAGCUCUCCUAUUUAGCCAUGCCAAUUUGUUAAUUUAUUUAAAAAACUAAUGUUCCUUUCAUUUAAUGCAAAAGCAGAGUACACAGUACACAUUUCAUUGUUAUUAAUGAGGAGUCAAAAUGUUACAGUUUGCAGAAGACCUUGUUCUUUGCCAAAAGGAUGUAUAUUUACACUCCUGAAAAUAUUGACAUUUAUUACCUUAUCUAUCGUGACUCCUACACAAUACCUCUGAUUAUUCCGUGUUGUGGAUUUCAUUUGGCUCAUGGCUAACGCAUACAUGCAUAAAGACUUUGUUUGUGUGUCGACAUUAAGUCAUAUACAUAGAAAGUUAUUCUCCUAUAUGGCAUAUGUGGCCAAACUGACACAUAUUAAACCUUUAAUGAAAUUAAACCUUUGCAGAAUGCCAAUCACAUCCCUCUCUGAUUAGACAUACUGUGCAGUAAUGGAGAAGGUUUUCAAGGAAUAUUGCAGGUUAAAUACAACUUAAGAUUUAUAGACCGCAUUUGUGACAUGCUAUCGGUUACUACAUCAUCUCUUUAGUUUGUACAAAAAAGCAAUGCAUUUAAAAUGUAAGUCUUAACACUGUCGAUACUAAAUCUUAAAGUGUAUUUAAACCAGGAUAUUAAUCUAACAAUCAUAGGUAUUUGAUUUCUAUUUCUGAUAUAUCAUUUUUGGAAAGUCUUAGAUGUGGGGAAGAGAUUGUUUUUUUGUUUUGUUUUCGUUCUUUUUUCAUUAAUUCUACUGUGCUCAUCAGUGUGCCUUUUUGUACUUUUUCUUAUUUAUAUACGUUACCUAAUAAUGUUUGUGCUUGCUGUGGCAAUCAAAUGCAAUUAACCUUACGUACUCAUGAACUGCUAAAAAUUCAGUUUCUACAUUCACUUGCUUAAAAUUAUGUUUCUUUAUUCAGACUGGAUAGUUUUUGGUUCAUGUUGACAGCAGCCUCAUGUUUUGUAUUACACUGAACAGGUUGCCAUGUUUUGAUUGUUUCUAUUACAACAUUACAGUUAGAAAGGUCUAUGGCUCUAGAAAGAUGUCUAGAAAUGUGUGAUAUAAGGAGAAAGAAAGAAUAGAUUAUGUAAAGUUAGUGAUUACAGUAGGUGUAUUUAGUUCAUGUAUUUUUUUUUUAUUUACAUUUUUUUCUCAGAAAAUUUUACAUUGAAAGUGGUGGUCAAUUUUUUCAUUUUUGACCUUCGAAUAAAUCCUAUUGUGUAGUCAUGAGCAGGUUUUACAACCCUUUUUUUGGAAACAUUAAUGUUUUUAAUGUCAUUAGCACUUAGACUAUACUUGAUACAUUCCCAGUUUUAUGAUGUGUAGCCAAUAAACAGAAAGUGUUGGAAAGGUUUGCUCGGAUUAAAAGUUUAAAGUGCA